Messenger RNA from Dichotomopilus funicola, 5205 nucleotides. RefSeq lists its product as uncharacterized. Lineage: Eukaryota; Fungi; Ascomycota; Sordariomycetes; Sordariales; Chaetomiaceae. The record is from RefSeq and is a predicted model, not a curated record. Gene Ontology annotation, biological process: double-strand break repair via homologous recombination; error-prone translesion synthesis. Gene Ontology annotation, molecular function: nucleotide binding; DNA binding; DNA-directed DNA polymerase activity. The transcript has 3 exons. Gene Ontology annotation, cellular component: zeta DNA polymerase complex; nucleus. The coding region runs from base 1 to 5205 and encodes 1734 amino acids.
AUGGACACAUUUCGGGUGCGCCUCAACUGCAUCGACCACUACCAAGCGGUGCCAACCCGGUAUGACCCCCAACUGCGGAAGGACGAUGGCCACUCAGACCCUGCUCGACAGCCAAAAGUGCCCGUCAUUCGCGUGUUUGGGUCGACCGAGACGGGACAGAAGGUUUGCGCUCAUAUCCAUGGCGCAUUUCCUUACCUCUACAUCGAGUAUCAGGGGCCGCUGGACAAGCCAACUGUGUCUGAGUACAUGUACAAGUUGCAUCUUUCCAUCGACCAUGCCCUGGCCGUCAGUUACCGCAGGGAUCACCAGCGCGACAAGUUCGUUGCUCGUGUGACCCUUGUGAAGGGGAUCCCGUUCUACGGUUUCCAUGUCGGGUAUCGGUUCUACCUCAAAAUCUACGUGCUCAACCCCGUUGUCAUCUCCCGGCUGGCCGAUAUCUUGCAGCAAGGCGCAGUCAUGGGCCAGAAGUUCCAGCCUUACGAAGCACACCUGCAGUACCUGCUCCAGUUUAUGGCGGACUACAACUUAUACGGUUGCGACUAUCUCGACGCCAAAAAUGUCAUGUUUCGAUCCCCUGUUCCAGAACCCGCUGGACCGGGUGAGCCGCCACGGAUUUGGGACAGCAACACCAUUCUCCUGAGCAGCAUCACCAAUGAUGUCCGGCUUCCACGGGCAAGCCACUGCUCCAUCGAAGUGGAUAUCUGCGCCCAACACAUCUUGAACCGGAAUUCCGUAAAAGAGCGGCCGCUACACCACGAUUUCGUUGAACGAGAGCGUCCCAUCCCCACCGAUUUGAAACUCGUUCACAGCAUGGCUGGGCUGUGGAAGGACGAGACGAAGCGUAGGAAAAAGCAAAUGGCAAAAUCUAAACUCGGAGACAGCCCGUUUCCGCCAGAAGCGCUGGUUUCCAUGUCUGCAGAUCCCCGGGAUUCGCAACCCCCAGGCUGGAUCAACGAGGAGGAAUACCAGGAGCAAGUUCGACAGCUAGUCGCGAAGGAGGAGGGGGAGGAGCACGGGACAGAGUUGGACUUCUCCAAUUACGUCAAGCAGGACCCGAAGGAGCCGUUGAUUCCGACUACGCUCCAGUCUGUCGAGGACCUGUACCCGGAAAACUUACGGCAAGCUCUGGGGCUGGAGCGGAAAUUACUGCGAAACGCCGACCUUAUUAGCAGCAUUCAAGUUGAUGAAAAGGGGAUCCUUGAACUUGAGGCGCCCGGGAAUGGAGAUCGGAAACUCCCAGAUGGGUUGGAUGAAGGGCAGAAGAAAGGUUCCGACACGUACGAUAAACCCGACCUUGCUGCGGAGCUGGGGCUGCCACUCGAGGGCGUUGAUGAGGGGUUUGGUGUCAGUGGUCUUCGCUCUGGCAGGCGUCCUUGUGUUCCACUCUCGAGGGACCUGCUUUUAUCGGCAAAGGCUCUCGGGCUCACAUCUAAAGUGGACGAUAUCCAGAAGAAGAUUGAGGGCGUGGAACGCGUGAAUUUGAAGCGCUCAACGUCUGUAUUGGAACCAGGCUCUCCACGGAAACGACCCAAGCGCGAGGACUCAACCGGGACCACCAGCCGAGCCGUUGUCGAGGACCGUCUCCCUAGCCAGAAUGUGGUCAUGGCUAAGGCAGACCAGGCAGUUUCUACAUGUACACCACCGCAGACUCAAACACCGUCCUCACAACAACAACAUUCCGUCUUGAAAGGGGGCUCCCAGAAAUCCCAAGGGAACCAAACCCUCAACUUUCCAAUUGUUAAAGAUCCCCAGGAACCAAGUACAAUCUUCAGGCUUGCCCAGCAAAGUGCCUCGCAGCGGAGUGAUGGGGGGAUACCAGGAUCAAUGGGAAAACAAGUGUCGUUCAACUUUUCGGUGUCUCUGGACGAGUCCAGCCCCAAGUUCGGUCACUCGGGCUUGGGAGAACCGCAGUCUGUAUCGGAAUCACCGGGCACGCCCCCGCCACCCAAACUACACUGGGCUGGCGAUACCACAAUGUUCCUUGUUAGCACGCCACCGCCAUCCGCCUCGGAGGUCAUUUCCACCAUGCAAUCGUAUGGUCUUCCAGACGUUAUCUACCAAGAGGCCUUCUACAGCAACGAUGAUGAUGUACCGCCGCGACCAAGAGAGUACGCAGGGAGGGAGUAUCGACUGGGUGGCAACAGUCUCCCCUAUCUGCCCGAUUUUGAUCCCACCGGUACCUCUCCAGCGACGUUCGGCGCUGAUCCAGAGCUGGCCCCUGAUUUCGGCGCGAUGGAGGCGAGGUAUGAGAGGCAGAGGGAUCUGUGUACCCUCAGAAGUUGGGAGAUUGCGGAGCCGCCACCGUCGUUCGCUGAGGUGAGCGGUUGGUGGGAUGAGAAGCAGAAGAAGAGGAAAGCUCAAAAGGGCGGUUCUGGUCGGCCACCUGCAGCGACACAAACAAGGAAACCCGCUUUGCUUUCUCAAAUUAUCGGCCCAACGCCACAGAACACGCACGGCUUCAAGUACUCGCUCAAGCAAAAAUCGGCCAGUGUUCGGUUCGAGGCACAGUACAUGAGCACGAUGAGUCUCGAGGUCCAUGUCAACAGCCGCGGAAAGCUGGUCCCGAACCCCGAGGAGGACGAAGUCCAGUGCAUCUUCUGGUGUCUGAGAUCCGACGAGCAAAGCCUCUUUGGCACUCAAGAAGGCAAGGAUGCCACCAUCUCCGGUAUUGUCGUUCUCUCGGCGGGAGACGGUCGUCUCGCGCAGCAUAUACGUAGCCAAACAACGGGCGUGGAGGUGGAUGAAGAGAACUCCGAGCUGGACCUCAUGGUUAAGAUGGUUGAUAUUGUGCGGGCGCACGACCCGGAUAUCCUGACGGGCUACGAAGUUCACGGCGGCUCUUGGGGUUAUUUGGUGGAGCGAGCGAUGCACAAGUAUGAGUUUGACCUGUGCAGUGAGUUCUCGCGGACCAAGUCGGACUCGUUGGCCAAGAAGAGCAAGGACGGCGAUCGAUGGGGAUUCAGGACGACAUCCAUGCUCCAUGUGACGGGGAGACACAUCAUCAACGUCUGGAGAGCGAUGCGGGGCGAGCUCAACUUACUCCAGUACAGCAUGGAGAAUGUGGUUUGGCACCUCUUGCAUCGCCGGAUCCCGCACUACACGUGGCGGACUCUGUCGGAUUGGUACGUCAGUGGCCGGCCGAGGGAUCUCAGCAAGGUGCUGCGCUACUACCUUCAACGGACGCGGAUGGAUAUCGAGAUCCUCGAAGCGAAUGAACUGAUUCCACGGACGAGCGAACAAGCGAGACUGCUGGGGGUGGACUUCUUCUCCGUCUUCUCUCGAGGCUCACAGUUCAAGGUCGAGUCCAUCAUGUUCCGGAUUGCGAAGCCGGAGAAUUUUAUCUUGGUCUCACCGAGCAGGAAGCAGGUCGGGGGUCAGAAUGCGUUGGAGUGCUUGCCCCUGGUGAUGGAGCCGCAGAGUGCCUUCUACGCCAGCCCACUGCUCGUUCUAGAUUUCCAGAGCCUCUACCCCAGCGUCAUGAUUGCGUACAACUACUGCUACUCCACGUGUCUCGGCCGCGUGGUGAGCUGGCGCGGUACCAACAAGCUGGGCUUUACCGAAUACAAGCGGAGGGAGGGCCUCCUUAGUCUCCUGAAAGACCACAUCAACAUCGCCCCGAACGGCAUGAUGUACAGCAAGCCGGAGAUCCGCAAGUCGCUGCUCGCCAAGAUGCUGACGGAGAUCUUGGAAACCCGAGUGAUGGUCAAAAGCGGCAUGAAAGAGGACAAGGACGACAGAACCCUGCAGAAGCUCCUCCACAAUCGGCAACUCGCCCUCAAGCUGCUCGCCAACGUCACCUACGGAUACACCUCGGCCUCCUUCUCCGGCCGGAUGCCGUGCUCCGAGAUCGCAGACAGCAUCGUCCAAACCGGCCGCGAGACGCUCGAGCGCGCCAUCGCCUACAUCCACUCCGUGGAACGCUGGGGCGCCGAGGUGGUGUACGGCGACACCGACAGUUUGUUUGUCUACCUCAAGGGCCGCACACGCCAGCAGGCCUUCGACAUCGGCGCCGAGAUGGCCAAGGAGAUCACCAACAUGAAUCCCCGGCCGGUGAAGCUCAAAUUCGAAAAAGUCUACCACCCGUGCGUGCUUCUCGCUAAGAAACGCUACGUGGGCUACAAGUACGAGAGCCGCGACCAGACGGUGCCCGAGUUUGACGCGAAGGGUAUCGAGACCGUGCGUCGCGACGGCACGCCCGCGGAGCAGAAGAUCGAGGAAAAGGCCCUCAGACUCCUAUUCGAAACCGCCGACCUGAGCCAGGUCAAAGAGUACUUCCAGUCCCAAUGCUCCAAGAUCAUGCAAGGCUCCGUCUCCAUCCAAGACUUCGUCUUCGCCAAAGAAAUCAAACUCGGCACCUACAGCGCCAAAGGGCCCGGUCCGCCGGGCGCACUGAUCAGCACCAAACGCAUGCUCGAAGACGCCCGGGCUGAGCCGCAGUACGGCGAGCGGGUGCCGUAUGUCGUGGUCUCGGGGGCUCCCGGGGCGCGGCUUGUCGACCGCUGUGUUCCGCCGGAGACGCUCCUCAACAACCCGCACACGACGCUGGAUGCGGAGUAUUAUAUUUCCAAGAACCUCAUCCCGCCGCUGGAGCGGAUCUUUAACCUCGUCGGUGCCAAUGUGCGAGCGUGGUUUGAUGAGAUGCCCAAGGUUCAGCAGGUCCGCCGGAUCGAGAACGCGCCGGGGGCUCACCAUAACCAUAACCAUAAACGCAACGGCAGCAGCGUUGUGGGAGAAGGCGGUGCUAGCAAGACCAAAGACACCGGCGGCAACAGCAGCAAAAAAACCCUCGAAUCCUUCCUGACCUCCACCUCCUGCCUCACCUGCGGCGUAAAAAUGUCCACCACCACCGCCACCACCACCACCGCCCUUCACGACGAAACAGAAACAAACCACCACCUCCUCCACCAAACCCUCUGCAACCGCUGCGCCUCUCACCCCUCUACCACCUCCUCCCUCCUCCGCACCAAACUCACCACCCAACAGCGACAGUACACCGACGUGGUGAAGGUGUGUCAGAGUUGUGCGGGGGACGGUGGGGAUGGGGACGGCGGCGGCGGCGGGGUGCCGUGUGAUAGUCGGGAUUGUCCGGUGUUUUAUACGAGGGUGAAGAUGAGGAGUAGGGUGAGGGCGGAACGGGGGGUUGUUGGGCCGGUUUUGGGGCUGUUGGGGAGGGUGAGGGGGAGGAGGGAGGGGUUGGAUUGGUGA